GAUUUAGGGAAUUUUUUAUAUGCCUAAUUAGGAGAGUGACAGCUUUAAUGACACUCGAAUAAAAGUUCUACCAAUACACAUUGCCAUAAAUGAAGGAUAGGAAAAACUAGUCAAUUUUACUGACCAUAUUUUUCAAUUUAAGUUAACUUAUUUUUAAUCCUGACCUAUCAACUUUCAAACCAAACUAUUAUUUUAGAAAACAAAACAAAGAGACUUUGUUUUCUAAGCACAAUACAUAGAUAUGUAGUAUUUCUUUUUUGGCUGGUUGAACAAUUUGAAAAUAAUAGUCAUCCUCAGAGUGAAAAAUUUCCCUGCGUUAACAUUCGCUAUAGUUUAAAGGUUUAGUGGUGACUCAGUUUAUCCACUGCCUUUUCCACUUUACCUUCUUAUCUUUUGUUUUUUUGUGAUUAGCCUUGGUUCUUUUGUUCUUUUAUAUGUUCUUUCCCAUCUACUGGCCCUGUUUGCAUCUUAUCUUGUAUUUAAACCACACUCUUAUAGACACUCGAUAGCUAACUUUGCAUUGUUGCUUGUUUCAGUUGCUCUUCACAAAUAUAGUUGUUGCACAAUAAAGGAUAUGAAAUUAUUUACAAUUCCUCAAACUCAGAAGUAUAUUCUACCUUAAGCAGUACAUCGUUACAGAACACGUCUGUUCACACUGUUUACAGCAUUAACCACGGCAAAACCUCACAAAUCACAGGACGGGAGCAGAUUGUGCUGAGCAUCUUCACUAGCUGUAGGUACUUGUUUUUGCUAGAUACAUCUAUGGUGUUCUUAUGGUCCUGUGGCUGCAAGUCAUCGCUGCUCCACCACCAUGUUUCACAGCUGGCACACAGACUGCGUGCCACAGAAAAACAGAACAUCCGUCUACCUUCCAUUAACAAGACCACAUCGACCCCUCCCCUAAUAAUCAUAGAAGAGUUUGAACAAGCAGGUGCUGGGCUUGCAGCAAAGAACUCUGGGAAACCAAGAUUUCUCCCGAGGAGGCAAAGAAUGGAUCAGAUCAGUCCAUUGAGAGACAUGAUACACAGGGAAAUGACAGAUGAUCAGACAAGAAAAAAAUUCAGUAAACCUCAGAAAAAGUUGUCUGACAAAAUGGAACCUGUGGCAAGCACAUACAGGAAGAACUAUACAGCAUCACAUGAGGUGGUGGAAACAUUUAGUGUUCCAGGGGAUAGAUAUUCAGUAUUCAACUCUGUUCGAGACUUGAGCGAUACAGAGGAAAGGAGUAAGUCACCUGAGGCUACAACUGAGGAAGAACAUCAAAUAAGAGCUGACAUUACUGAUACUGUCCUGCAAUAUGUCAACUCUACAUCAUUCAAGAAUCAGCUCAGUCUGCACAUUAUGAGUGAGAUUGAUGCUAAAAUAGCAAAAGCAGUGUCCCAGGUUCAAAAUAAACAGCAUGCGGUGAGAUUUGCUACAGCAAGAGAUGAGGAACUGUAUUACUAUCAGGAGCAACAAUCGAGCAACAAUCUGUCCACUCCUGGGUUCAGUGAGGGUGUAGCAUCUUUGAUUGGCUAUGCGCUGAUGGAAGUGAGAGAAAAAAUGAAAAGUACUUUAACAAGCCACAAACGUCAGACAGAAUCACCACCAGCAUGCAACACUGUAAAAGAAACAGUGGACAGAGUCUUUGAAAGCAUGCUUGAUUCCUUGAUACCCGUGAAUGAUGAUAACUCUCAUCUGAACCAGGAUAGCACUGAUGGGGAUUCUAGUAUGAUCGAUACUCUUGCUAGUUGUGUGUAUGAUGCAGCGUCUGAGAGUAUCCUGCACAGCAGUGACUCAGAUGACAUAUGCCAGAUUUUAUUCUAUGACUUAGAAAGUGAUGAUAAAGUGUCUAGCAUUACAGAUCAGGACAUGGAGACAUUAGACACUGUGAAAAUCCCUAUGAAGACUCUGAUGUUCUGCAUGAGUCUCAAGAAAAAUCCACCACUGGCCUGUUGUCCAAAGGAUUUGACCAGCCUUAUGGACCUGAACAUAAGGCAGAGGAGCUUGUAGAGGGCAUCUUGUCUGCUCCUGAAAUGAUGAGCCAACUUUAUGACCCUCUGACCUCAAGCGUCGAAUCUGACUCUGAUUUGGAUACAAGUGUUCUUGACGUCUCUGCUGCUUCUGACAAAACCACUCCCAGUGACAUUACCUCUCGAAGGGUUCAGAUGGCUGGACGGCAGGAAUGUGCUUGGCCUGUCCCUACACCACCUUCUAGAGAUAAGCUGAAAGCCCCAAGAGGAUACAGCAGAAGGACACGUGUUGUAAAAGCCAAUUCUUGGACAAUGUAGAAAACGGCAUUCUUGACCAGUCUCACCAAAAGGACUGGACUGGCAUAGAACGCAGCAAGGAAAGGAUCAUGAUCGCCAUGAUGACACGGCAAUCUGUGGGGAAAGGUUUGAGCAGACCUUAAAAAAAUAAGGUGACGGCUUUCUUUCCUCAACAAACAGCGGAUAAACCACCAUCAGCCAGUCAGCUCCAAGAAACAUCAACCAUGAAUUCUGAAGAUAUUAUUUUCCUGCCACCAUUUUCCUCACAGCCAUUUCAUUGCUGAUUGUAAACAAA
Molecule: messenger RNA, 2544 nt
Organism: Hemibagrus wyckioides
Lineage: Eukaryota; Metazoa; Chordata; Actinopteri; Siluriformes; Bagridae
Exons: 7
Coding region: 763-1992 (409 amino acids)
Source: RefSeq, a predicted model, not a curated record